Gymnogyps californianus (California condor) is the source of this 4069-nucleotide messenger RNA. RefSeq names its product catalase (gene CAT). Gene Ontology annotation, biological process: hydrogen peroxide catabolic process; response to hydrogen peroxide. Bases 115 to 1701 code for a protein of 528 amino acids. The record is from RefSeq and is a predicted model, not a curated record. NCBI's taxonomy places the organism in Eukaryota, Metazoa, Chordata, Aves, Accipitriformes, Cathartidae. Gene Ontology annotation, cellular component: mitochondrion; peroxisome; cytoplasm. The transcript has 13 exons. Gene Ontology annotation, molecular function: heme binding; catalase activity.
GACUUCUCCAGCGCUGCCUCCUCGCUGGCAGCGAGCACAGUUCCGCCGGGCCGCCCCGCGCCUGCUUCCCUCCGCACCGCCCUUCCUGCCUUGGGGGUCUCCUAAGCUCGCAAAAUGGCUGACGGCCGGGACGACGCCUCGGACCAGCUGCAGCAGUGGCGGAGCCAGCGGGGCUCGCAGAAACCAGAUGUCUUGACCACUGGUGCUGGGAACCCCAUAGGGGAUAAGCUUAAUAUUCUGACAGUAGGGCCACGUGGACCUCUUCUUGUUCAAGAUGUUGUUUUCACUGAUGAGAUGGCUCAUUUUGACAGAGAGAGGAUUCCUGAAAGAGUUGUGCAUGCAAAAGGGGCAGGAGCCUUUGGCUAUUUUGAAGUCACUCAUGAUAUUACCCAGUAUUGUAAGGCAAAAGUGUUUGAACACGUUGGAAAAAGAACUCCGAUUGCUAUAAGAUUCUCCACUGUUGCUGGAGAAUCUGGGUCAGCUGAUACAGUUCGUGACCCUCGAGGCUUUGCAAUGAAAUUCUAUACAGAAGAGGGUAAUUGGGAUCUUGUGGGAAACAAUACUCCCAUCUUCUUUAUUCGGGAUGCAAUGCUGUUUCCGUCCUUCAUCCAUAGCCAAAAGAGGAACCCUCAGACUCAUUUGAGGGAUCCCGACAUGAUGUGGGACUUCUGGAGUCUUCGCCCUGAGUCUUUGCAUCAAGUGUCUUUCUUGUUCAGUGAUCGUGGUAUUCCUGAUGGUUAUCGCCAUAUGAAUGGAUAUGGAUCACAUACUUUUAAACUGGUUAAUGCUAGUGGAAGAGCAGUUUAUUGCAAAUUCCAUGUGAAGACUGACCAGGGCAUCAAAAAUCUUCCUGUUGAAGAAGCAGGAAGAUUGGCUUCUACUGAUCCUGAUUAUGGAAUACGUGAUCUUUACAAUGCCAUUGCCAAGGGGGACUAUCCAUCAUGGUCUUUCUACAUUCAAGUUAUGACAUUUGAAGAAGCAGAGAGGUUUCCAUUUAAUCCUUUUGAUUUAACUAAGAUUUGGCCACAUGGUGACUACCCUCUCAUCCCUGUGGGAAAGCUUGUCUUGAACAGGAAUCCUGUCAAUUACUUUGCAGAGGUGGAACAGAUGGCGUAUGAUCCUAGCAACAUGCCACCUGGUAUUGAACCUAGCCCUGAUAAAAUGCUGCAGGGUCGUCUUUUCUCGUAUCCUGACACUCAUAGACACCGUCUGGGACCUAACUAUCUCCAAAUUCCUGUGAACUGCCCCUUCAGAACUCGUGUGGCCAAUUACCAGAGGGAUGGACCAAUGUGUGUUUCUGACAACCAAGGUGGUGCUCCAAACUAUUAUCCAAAUAGUUUUACUGGUCCAGAAGAUCAGCCCAUGGUAAAGGAGAGCCGCAUGUCUGUGUCGGGAGACGUGCAGCGCUUCAAUACUGCAAAUGAAGAUAAUGUGACUCAGGUGCGAGAAUUCUAUACCAAAGUGCUGAAGGAGGAUGAACGCCAAAGGCUGUGUAAAAACAUUGCUGAUCAUCUUAAAGAUGCGCAACUCUUCAUUCAGAAGCGAGCUGUGAAAAACUUCACUGAUGUUCAUCCUGACUAUGGUGCCCGUAUUCAGGUUUUGCUGGACAAAUACAAUGCUGAAAGUGGGAAAAAGGAUGUAAUUAGGACAUAUACACAGUCCACAUCUCGUGUGUCUGCCAAGGAAAGAUCCAACUUGUAAAGCGUGCUGCAGAGCCUUACUCUAUGAAUUUUGCGUCCUUACAACUGCAGGACAACCUGUUGAAGAUGUUAAUGAAUGUAGCAGACUUUCGCACAAAUACAGAAGUGUUUUACAGGCUUGAUUUAUUAAGCUUUCAAGUGCCUAUAUCUGUAUUGGAAACUAGGUAACACAAGCUAACAAUCCUCAUGCCUUUCAACACUAGUGCUUUCCUGCUUGUUAACAACAUAUGGUGUUUUUAGGGAAAUUCACAAUUAAAAAUUGUCUUAAUUUCUAAAGCAAACAGAAGUUUCAUCAAAAUACUGUUUCAUUUUUUAAUUGUAAAACUUUCCUGGCUAAAUCACAUGAUAGAACUUCUAUAAUGAUACUGUGAUUAUCCUUACAGAUAAACUCGUUCAUGUUAAAAAGUUGAUGUUGCUCGAUAUUUCUAAUGAAAUACUUAUCUGUAUGUAUUUGUAGACACUUCCUUUGAAUUUCAUUUUUGGCCGUCCAGAAGUGAAAUGAUGUGCAGUAGUUCAAGUAAAAAGUUGGUUAUGUGUCAUUCCUUAUGAUUCAAAUGAAGCUAACUAGAAAGUUUAAUCUGAAUAUGUGUAAAUUUUAUUCCCAGUAUAUAUUUUAAGAUAAUAUUUGCUUACUAAUGCUAGGUCGGGAUAUAACUGACCUAAGGGAGAUAGGAAAGGAUAUUUUCUUAUUACGUAUGCUUUACAACUAAAUUGAUUACAUCUUAGUUCUUUGGGGGGGAGAAAUUGUUCUUUCUAACCUGUGAGAAUUUAAAUAGCAAAAUACUAAUUUUCCAAGUGUCUGAGAAAUUAACCUCCAAAUGCAUGAAUAUUUUUAUUUUGGCCAAAUUCAAGCUCAAGCACUUUCAAAACUAUUCCCAGUGGCUCCUGAAAUUCUGUUAUUUUACUGCCAUAAUCUGAUAUUGUUCUCUAUUGAUCAAGCCAGAGCCUAGUUUUCAGAGUUAGACUUUAAUUGAAGUGGCAUGUUUGUAUGAAUGUGGGUAUCUAUAGCUAGAUAUAUGUAUAAAACCUGAUUUUAGGCAUGUUGUAAUGUUGCCUAGUGUUUUGCAAUUUAGUUAAUCACUGCAAAAGAUUUUGGAACCCUUUGGUUUGAAAAGUGUUCCCUACUAUUAUUUGUUAGAUCCAAAGGAGUUUCUUCAGCUUAGUAAUAUUUUUUGUUGUUGUUCAGUCUUGGAGUAUAAUCUUUAAUGAGGUCUUACUAAUUGGCACAAAAUGGAAGUGUUUAUAUUUGAGAACUUAGAGCAAUAAUUAAAUGAUAAUUAUGGAAUUUCAGGACACUACCUUGGCUGAAUCUGAGUAGUGGUCGCCUAAGAAAGCACAUUGUCAGCAUCUGAGUGCUUUACUAUACAAGCAUACAGCAAAACCAAGGCUUAAACUACUGUUUUUAUAAGGGCCAAAAUCCCACCUAGUAUUUUUUCUUAGAUAGUUAUUUGGAAAGUGUUACCCAGUUAUGGGGUAAUUAGCAUCCAGGCUGACUGUUGGAGUUUUGAAUUUAAAAAAAAAAAAAAAUCUGUCAUACCUGUUGCGCAUUGAAGUUAGUCCUAACAGACGAAAAGAGUUUCAGAAGUGUGCUCAGUAGGAUCAGGCAAUUCACCAUGCAUCUAAAGUCCUGGCGAGUUAUAAUAAGGACUCUGCCUGUUACUUCUUCCUCUUCCCUUGCCAAAGAGAAAGAUCAGUGUGCAUGUGUAGUUAGUCCAGAUCCUAGCUGCGUGGCAUUACCCCUCGUUGGAAAUAUUUGCUUUCCUUGUUUGCCUGCUGACACUGCCUCAUGACCGUUCGGAUUGGAAAAAGCAUGAAUGAUGAUACAAAGGAUUUCAGAGCCCAGCUACUAGCUCUUAACUCAAGCAAAUGUUACACAAAUUUCUAAUCAUAGCAGGUUUUUUUUUUUUUAAUAUUCAGUGCAUUUCUGGGUCUGUCUUGAGUUGUGUUUUGAAUAGGAGUACUUCCUGAUUUGGUGUUUGUGUGAACUGGGAUUCUGAGAAGUGAUGGCAGAUAGAUAAAGAAGAGUAGAUACUAAGUGCUGUUCCAUUAAAUUGUAGAAAGCUGCUACUUCUCCAACUCAUUUCUCUACUAACUUAUUGUGAAAAAUUAGCAGUGAUAGAGAUGCAGUAAAAUAAUAGGAACUGAUAGCCUACUCUGUUCUGGGAUUCAACUGGAUUUUUACCUGAUCAGUCAGGUGGGAGCUGAAAAAGCUAUGUGAAUGAGUGGGAAUAUUUCUUACUGGAACAUAGAAUCCUAAUGGGUUUUGGAAAAGAAUAAGCAAAGUUUAAUCUUUAAUUUUGGUUGUGUCUGCUAAGUGAAUUAUAUUGUCUUCCUCUUUUAUUUCUGAAAUAAAACGGAAUUUAAAAAUC